AUGUGCCGGCGGGCGGGGGUGAACGGGCUGAUCCAGAAGCCCGUCACGCUCCCGGCGCUGGGAGCGCAGCUCCAGAGUAUAAUAGGGCAAUUUUCACGAUUCAAGUCUCGUCGUGGGAAACAAGCUGAAGCUGAGAAUAAUGCGGAGAAUGAUGAUGGAGGGGCCCGUAGUAAUACUGAGGGUGGAGGGGAUGGAAGCCCUUCUGAGUACUUAAACCUCAACCAAAAUGAUGAGGCGCCAGCUCAUACUGAGGAAGAGACCACAACAUCAGCUGCCGGUAGGGCCAAACGAGGUCGGAACAAGAUGCCUAAGGGUCGGUCUCUUAUUACCGAGCUCGAUGAAUUAGGUGAGCCCGUCGCUCCUGUCAAGGUGAUGGGGCCAUACAAGUCAGCUAUUGGGGUGGUGGUGAAGGAAAAUGUGCCCAUCACGUACAGGUAUUGGAAUGCGAAGGAUAAGACUUGGGUGGUACCGGACUCAAUCAAGGAAAUAUGUUGGGCCAAGUUGAAAGAAAAGUUCAUCUUCCCCGAGGAUUCAGAGCCAUUAGCACGGCGUCGAGCACUGUUUCUCAUGGGCAACUCUUUCAGAUACUUCAAAUUUACCUUGAACAAGCAUGUGAAGAAUGAAACUGAGCCAGAUUGGAAGGAUUUUCCGAACCAACGACCUUUUUGGGAACAGUUUGUCUUGUACAAGAGGUCAGAGGAGGCACAAGCUAGCAGCGCCACAAAUUCACAGAAUUGUAGGAAAAAUGAUAAGCCCCAUAAGACCGGCUCUCGUGGGUACAUUAGAAAAAUACCCGAGUGGGAGGAGCAAGCAGAGAGGCUGGUCCAUAGUGGUGUUACGCUGCAGACAGAUGGGUGGGAUCCUCGGGCCGUGAGGUAUCUUCUAGCGAGGGGUGCGUACUACAAUCCUGAUGGUUCCCUUGGUUUUCGUGAUCGUGAUGCUGAGGAUCUUGGACACAAGAUUCAGGAAGCACACGAGGCUGCUUCCACUGGCGCUUUCGUGCCAGACAGGGAGAACGAUGAGCUGACUCGAGCACUUGGAUCCAAAGAGCACCCAGGGCGCACACGUGGGACCGGCAAUGUUCCAUGGAGGUGUGCCUUCCCCGAACAUUUGGGCACAUACAGGAGCCGUGGGAGGAGGAAUGCUCAACAACAGGCCGAGUGGCAAAGUCUUUUACAAGCUGUCCGUGAAGAAGUAAAUGCAACGAAUGAGAAGUUUCGGGCUGAGCUUGUGGAAUCACUUUCCCGUGGUGCUCCCUUGGCACCAGGAGAAGCAAUGAGAGAUGUUGCGCCAGAUCUUACAAGUCCACAAGGGUUGGUCCGGAGUAGCUGUGGAAGCACUGCGUUGCCUGAGGAGGAUGUUGGAGUCACCUUCCCUGUGGAUAAGAUCACACAACCAACAACCUGCAAGCUAUACAUCCAUCAGAAGUUCUUUGAUAUGAAGGUGGCUGUAGGUCAGGCUUGGCCAAUCGGCGAAGGGGUUAUGCUGCAUAAUCGCCCUUUACCUGAAGGUUAUGCAAAGGUUACCGUUGAUUCGCUUGUUAAGAGGAAAUACAAAAAUGUGGAGUUGGAUAUCCCCGGUGAUGACAGUAGGUUGCUAGGGGAUAACAUCGGAGGAUUUGUGGCGUGGCGGAAACGCUACAUAAUAUUUGAAUCAGAAUCUGAGUCAUCCGAUGAUGAUCCUCAAGAGUCACCGGAGAGGGACCUACCUCCUUCACCAAAGUCCAACAGAGAAUCAAGCCCGCCGUCACCUCAAAGAGAGCUAACUCCUCCUAGCCCUCCUAAAAAAAGGCGAACAUCAUCGAGAACACAGAAAAUAUCAUCUCAGAAGCAAUAUUCAGAACCGGCAGAAAAGCCAGAGGGACCAUGUGAAGGGACGGGCAAGAAACAGACUAUGAGCGAAUUAUGA
Panicum virgatum (switchgrass) is the source of this 1908-nucleotide messenger RNA. RefSeq lists its product as uncharacterized. Bases 1 to 1908 code for a protein of 635 amino acids. The record is from RefSeq and is a predicted model, not a curated record. NCBI's taxonomy places the organism in Eukaryota, Viridiplantae, Streptophyta, Magnoliopsida, Poales, Poaceae. The transcript is spliced from 4 exons.